AUGACGUCGACAGCUGCAGUUAUUGGUAGUACAGGCCUUGUAGGCUCUCACAUAUUGACCACUCUUCUCGGCCUCGAUGCCUUUAAGUCAGUUUAUACCGUCUCUCGACGACACCCGAAAGCAGAGUCGCCCAAAUUAGUCGCCGCCGUCGAGGCCGACACCACCAAAUGGGCAUCCAAUCUUUCCUCCAUUACGCCCCCGCCGUCUGUAGUUUUCUCCGCCUUGGGAACGACCAGAGCUCAAGCUGGCGGUAUCGCAAACCAGUGGAAAAUCGACCAUGACCUUAACGUCGAACUCGCCAAAGCCGCACACUCCGCCGGAGUCAAAACGUUUAUUUUCGUCUCGUCGGCCGGUACGCGCGGUCUCCUUGGCAGCUCUGCUCCCUACUCCAAGAUGAAAGUCGGCGUCGAGGACUCGAUCAAGUCUCUUGCCUUCGACCAAGCGAUCAUCCUACGACCGGGCCUGAUUCUCGGGCAGCGCGAAGUCGAGCACACGGGUGGGCCACUGCUCAACACCAUCGUUCGCGGCUUAGGAAAGAUCACCCAAGGCGCGCAAGACUUCUGGGGUCAGGAUGCGGAGGUUAUCGGACGCGCUGCCGUUCGCGCUUCCGUGCUGGCCGCCGAAGGCAAGGCGCCGAGCAAAUAUUGGGUUCUGGAGUCAUCUGACAUCCUCAAGCUCGGACGAGACGAGUGGAAGGCUUAA
Daldinia childiae is the source of this 702-nucleotide messenger RNA. Its product is annotated as Protein fmp52-2, mitochondrial. The coding region runs from base 1 to 702 and encodes 233 amino acids. The transcript has 2 exons. Gene Ontology annotation, biological process: import into nucleus. The record is from RefSeq and is a predicted model, not a curated record. Gene Ontology annotation, cellular component: cytoplasm. NCBI's taxonomy places the organism in Eukaryota, Fungi, Ascomycota, Sordariomycetes, Xylariales, Hypoxylaceae.